Molecule: messenger RNA, 7306 nt
Organism: Polypterus senegalus (gray bichir)
Lineage: Eukaryota; Metazoa; Chordata; Cladistia; Polypteriformes; Polypteridae
Gene: fbrs
Product: fibrosin
Exons: 19
Coding region: 2324-6766 (1480 amino acids)
Source: RefSeq, a predicted model, not a curated record
CUGCUUAGCAAGAGUAUACGAAAAGAAAAAAAAAGGAAAAUCAAAACCAGCAAGAAAUCGUCGAAGAGACGCGGGAGUCCCCGACGGGUAUCUCUCCCCUCUUUCCUGUGGUCAUCCUUUGUCUGCGAAGCAGCAGAGGAAUUUAUUUGUGUCUCGGAGAGAAGGCAAGAGAAUGACGGCUCCCCGGGCUCCGGCAGCCGGCGGGUGAGCGGCCGAGCCAGAGAGAGACGAGACAGGAGGCGGACUGCUGGCUAUUGGGCGGCAGAAGAAAGAAAGAAAAACAAACAAGAGGCGAGCGGCGGAGUCACCGGAGACGUGAGGGAGGAGCGGGCUGUGGGCGAGAGACACGAAGACGGAGAGGAAAGCAGGAGCAGGGAGACGGAGACGGAGACGCCGCCACCGCCGCCGUCUGGGAGUGCGACGCUUGUGCAGGCUGCUCUCGAGCCCUCACCGCGAGACUCCAUAUUGUUCGGAAGGGGGGACAGAGGGAGGAGGGGCAGCAGGCACGCGCUGGCCAGUCCGCUCUUAAAGUCGCAAGAGGAGGAGGAGGAGGGGAUUUCAUGUCGGAGGACAGCAUCCCCUGGCGUGCUCGGGCAAAUUUAUUUCUAAGCAGAAACCGGAUUGAAGAAAAAAACACACACACACAGCGAGGCAAAUCGGGUCCAUUUUGCCCGACAAGGGGAUAGACUGCAUUGCCACCUGAUGACAGCAGUGGGAGAAGCGGAUCAACAUCCAAAAUAAAAGGACCUCCCCUCCGCAAUCCUGGUAACCCAGGAAGGACCGUGGGAAGAAAACAGAUCAAGAGCCCUACUGAGCAACACCCCUUUCUGCCUCUCCAGACGGGACCCCCCUCUUGUCACCUUUUUUUAUUAUUAUUAUUUAUUUUUCUAUGGGUGCGACUGUCUGACACUUUGCCGGUUUGAGGUUCAUGCUACGGGACGAUAUAUUUUUAUGUGACCUUCCUCUUGCUCAUCAUCUUCUUCCUCCUUCACCAUCAUUCUAGCAGCCGGGAGGGAGGUGCGCUUGUCUACCGGCAGUGCUGCUUGUGGAUGCGGAUGGAUGAAAAAAUCGAGGUGGGGGUUGCAGUCAUUGGCCUAUAAAAGGAUUUCAGUAAAGCAGCCAACGAAAAAAAAUAUUUUAUUUCUGUAGCGCCCGAAAGAAGAGCCAAUCACCACCCCGAAGUGUUCAUGACCGAAUCAGACCUGUUUAUUAUUAUUAUUAUUAUUCACCAAAAAAGCAGCAUCUUCUGAGUCACUCUGGAAUAUAACUACUUUAAUAUUAAUUAAUAUGUUAUGGUUAUGUUUUAAUCAAAGACGUUUUUUCCCUUAAAGACACGUAUGCCUCGUCCUCCUGGAAAUCACCUUUAAAAAAAUCUCAUUUAAAUAUUUCAGACGUAUUUGCAUUUUUUUUAAAAAACGCUGAUAAUAUUUGCGGAAUAUUACUAAACUAGCACUUUUAAUGGGAGUAAAUCGAGUGCAAAUUGUUCAAAAAUCUUAAAACAAGAUUUAUUAUUUUUUUUUUAAUAACAUUGAAAAGCCCUGCUCAUCUGCACACGAGCUGCAGAGGAAGGGGAGGGGGCACUCGGUUUUUAUUUAUUGCAUAUGCCCUUUGUGCGGGCAUUCCGUGAAUUUAAGAGGAGCGGGUAUCAAAUUGAGAAAAAUUUGACAAACUGCGCCAGGCCGUUAUUUAUCAUUCUUAUUAUUUUUAUGCUGAGAAGGGAUUGAUUAAUUCAUGCUGGCUUCAGUGAAGUCAGCAGAGGAGGGAGGCGACAGAGGAGACGGGCCUUGAGGAGAGAGAAGAGAGAGAGGAGGAGGAGGCGGCAAUUCUGCUGGGCCUUUUUUGUAUUUAUUGACUUUUCUCCACGAUUUUUAAAGGAGAGACUUCUUAUAGAUAUAUAGAGAAUCGGGCUUCAAACUAUCGUCUUCGUGGAGCAUUUUCGGAAAAUCAGGUAGCGCACGCAAUCCACUUCGUUUCCAGAUUUAAGACAUCCAAGCGCGGAGAAAUAAAGAAGUGCAAAAGCCCAGGAUGGACCCGGCGGCGGUGCUGAUGGACCCGGGCUUGGACUGAUUGGGCUGAGCCUCAAAAUCUCCUCCCGCUUGCCUCUUUUUAUAAUAUUUGAUUAAAAAGAAAAGGAAGAAGUGGAAUCCCUAUUUCCUCUUGGGAAUCGGAGGAGGUUCAUAACAACAACAUCAUCUUCACCAUUACGAGGCUGACAAGCAGGAAAGGAGGAUUGUGGGCAUUUCGUCGACUUGCCGACUUUUUCUUUGUAAAUCCGGACAGCCGCUGCCCUUUUUCCUCGUUCCCCGCCUCUCGAUCGCUCCCGAUGGAAGGCCCGUGUAGGAGCAGCGGCUUCAGGCAGAGCCGGCGCUCCCGUUCCCAGCGCGACCGCGAGCGGAGGCGCCGGCGUUCGGACCUUGGGGACUCGCGGGCCUACUCUCCAUCGUCCGGCUCGGAGAGAGAGGCCGCGGCCGGGCCUGGUGGAGGAGGAGGAGGUGUCGGUGGUGGUGGUGGCGGCGGAGGUGGAGGAGGAGGAGGUGGCAGUGGAAUCAACACGGGGGAUGGCAGACCCAACGCGGCCAGCAGCAGGCCUCGGCCUCCUCGGCGGAGGAAGAGAGAGUCGGUGUCGUGUGAAGAAGACCUCAUCGAUGGGUUCGCGAUCGCCAGCUUUAACAGCCUGGAGGCACUGGAGAAGGAUGCUGCACUGAAACCACCUGAGCGUGCUCAGCUUUGGGAGAGACGAAGUGGGAAAAGGAAACGGCCAGAUGAGAAUGGCCCAACCUCAGAGUUUGAAGAAAGACGGGCUGAGAGUUCAGAUAGAGACCGACCCAAUGGAGAAACCCACCAUGUGAGACGGGCAAAAAGGAAGAAACGAGAGAGCAAAUCACGGCGUGGCAGUGACAGUGAAGAUGUGCAGGCAGAGAAUGAUGGUUCCAGGCGUGGUAGCUCCCAUACGCUACCAAGUGAAGGGUCCGGGCAGUCCUACUUGGAAACUGGCUAUAUUUGUGACACAGAAAGCGAGUCAGAUGACAAGAUGUCGGAUGCUGAUCUGGACCAGUCCUUUGUUGUGUCUGCAAGCAAAAUGCCCUCAUCAGCUAUGGGCAGCAGUGCUGUGAAUGGACUCGACUGUGAACCUUCGACUCGCCUUUCAGUGACCUCGCGGGUAUCUGGUCUCCAGCGCAGCCAGGAGAAGAAUCAAGACCUGGAUGCCCGUGACCCUCUGCUUGUGCCUUUCCCUUCAAAAGGUCCUAUUCCACUCCACCAGGUGGACCCUGCCAUCACUGGCUCAAGGGGAGUGACAGUGGCCACCACUGGACCUCCCCGAGGAGAAACCUCGGUCUUGGGGAUUGCAACUCCCUCCACUGCUCAGCAUAUCAGAGAGCCCUGUGGCAACUACCUCGCCUCAUUGGGCUCAUCUAGGGCACCCACCCCUGCUCGAACCCCAACAACAACAGCUACUGCCACUGCGGCUCCCCAGUCAAACACAAGUGGAGGCUCUCGUGCCACUCCCCAACCGAAAGCUCACACACCUCAGCCUCAUGGUAAGCUGUCUCACCAGUUUGGGUCUACACAGCAGCAGCCAACUCCGCAGUCGGUGUACAGCGCUGGACUCGGGCUUAACAAUGUCAGCAGAAGCAGCACUCCUGCCAAGACCACAUCAUCUUCAUCCCAGCUGCCUCUCCAUCGUCCACCUACGCCUUCAAGCUUGACACUAAAUCCCUCGCAUGGCUUCUCUGGAGCCACAAGACCUCCUUCACACCCAAGUGGAGCUGGGCUGUUUACUUCAUCGCUGCCUCCGCCUCCACCAUUAUUGCAGGUUGCAGGGCACUCUGCCUCUGCCGCUGCUGCGUUCUCUGAGCAAGACCUAAUCAGGCAAGAGCUGAACUCACGCUUCCUGACUUCCCAGGGCCCGGAAGGUCGAAAUGGCCCAGCUUCUGCAGCAGGGACUGGCAGCAUUGGCCCGCUGGCAUUCCAGUUUCACCAGCACAACCACCAGCAUCAGCACACGCACACCCAUCAGCACUUCACACCCUUUUUGCCGCCUGGUGCAGCUGCUGCUGCCACCGCCAUUGUACCCACCACGCCCACGCCCGCCAUGGUGCGUACCAACUCUCGGACAAACUUCGACAAGUAUCCAGGGAAAAUCGAAGGCCUCUACAGGCAAACUCCUUUCUACUCGGCAUAUCCUCCAUCGGUGGCUGGAAUUCAACCUGUGCUGCCACCUGCUGGGCCUUUUAGUUCACUGCAAGGAGCCUUCCAGCCCAAGACGACCACCCAAGAAUUAGCAGCUCGUUUGGGAGCCGUGCCUCAUACGCUACAGCCAAAGGAUCCUCGACUUUCGGAUCCUUUCCGGAGUACAUUGCGAGUGAGUAAUAAACCUGGCAAGUGGUGUGCAAUGCAUGUGAGAGUUGCAUGGAUGAUCCUGCGGCACCAAGAGAAGAUCAAGCUGAUGCAAGGAGACCCCCACAAACUGGACUUCCGGAAUGACCUCAUCACUCGACUUCCUGGCUCUGGGGCACUGGGCUCUCUCUCUAAUGCCCAUGAGCUAGCCAGGCCAGCGACUCUUUUCUCUGGAAGUGGCCCUGGACAUCAUGGUUCGUCUCCAUUUGUGCCUCCUGCUGGAGCCCCCAACUCCUUCCUGAAUCCACCAUCACAUCUAGAUCCAUUUGGACGUGCUUCUGCCUUCCCUCCGCUUGGUGCCCUAAGUAAUGGAGCUUUUGGUGGCCUGGGCAGUCCAACUCUGGCUGCAGCCAGUUCAAUGUUUGCACACAAAGAAAGUCCCGGGGGAGCGCCUGGUUUUGGAAGUCCCCACGACCCUUGGAAUCGGCUUCAUCGUACCCCACCGUCUUUCCCUACUGCCCCAACAUGGCCUAAAGGUGGGGAAGGAGAGCGGAAUUCCCAUGAAAAGGAAAGAGACAGGGAGCAGCGUGAGAGGGAACGGGAGCGUGAGAGAGAACGGGAAAGCGAAAAGAGAGAGAUUCCUCUCAUUAAGGAUGAGAAAGAGAGGGACGGAGUGUACGGUCGGCAACCUGUGAGAAUGUCCCCAUUGAUUUCAACACAAAAGUGUUCCGCCUCCUCUUCUAUUAGCCACAGUAACGGGCAUGGCCCCAGCGAGGAUGAACCACGAGCAGGACGCGAGUCUAGGGAUCGCAGUCGAGAGCACAGCCGGGAUCGGGUGGUAGGAGGGCCUCUGCCACCUCAUCCCAGCCACAGAGAGAGGGAAAGCAGCCGGGACAGACCACAGUCGUCAUCGUCUUGUGAGCCAUCCAACAGUAAGGACUCUCCUUUUGAGCACAAGGAUCAGUUGCAGAGCUCCCAGCUUCAGCAGCAGAAGCCUUCCUCCCUGCCAAGCAGCUCGGCUGGCGGUGGUCUCACAACCUCUACCUCGAAUGCAAACACUGAGGACAAACGCAGCCCUGGGCUUGGAAAGGAGGCCAGCAAGCCAUUAUUGUUAGGUACAGCAUCCUGUGCACCCUCGCUUAGGGAAAGUGGGAGACCUGGACCUUCAGUGUCUGUGGGUUCAGCCAGUGGAGGCGAUCGGGAACGCAAGCCGACUCCUGACUUGCACCUGCACCCUAAGAAGGGAGAAGCAAGCAUGCCAACUGCACUCAUUAAAGUGAAGGAGGAGCGCAAGGAAGAGCCAGAAUCUAUACCCAUUCCCAUCCCAAGCUCACAGCCACAGCACCACCCAGCACCGCUAGCCUUCGAGAGGCCUAACAGUCGGAGCAGCAGUAGUCAUCACAGUAGCAGCAGUGGCAGCAGCAGCAGCAAUCAUCAUACUCCUCAUCUUCAUCCGAAUUUGCACCCUCUGCCUGCUCCGGCAGGGAGCAGUGGCGGUCCUUCUCCGAUGAGUGCCGCUGCCGCAGCAGCAGCAGCCGCCGCUGCCAUGGGUUUGACAGUUAACCCAGCAAUAGGCAGCCAUCCCAGCUCUCAUCCUGGACACCCUUUGAACUCCCUGACAAUGCUGGAGCGCAGCAGAGCCCUAGGGGGCUAUCUUGGAGUUGCGGGCCCUGCAGUGGUCCCUCCACAGCCCCAGGCAGAGCGUUUCGCCCACCACUCGGCAAUGGCAUUUCAGUGGGAUCUGUGGCGUGAGCCUUAUCGCAAUGCAGAGGCGUUACAUCAUCACCAGCAGCAACAAGCUGUGGCUCAGCAUCGGCGAGAGGCCCUGGCUCUAAGGUCCGACCCACAGCUGGCACGUUACUUAGCUAAUCGCUUCUAUGAACCAGACCGGGAGUUUGCAGGACUAGUUGACAGGCAUCAGGCUCAUCACCCGCACCCAUUGCACCACAACCCCCACGAGCGGGGUCCCGCCAGCGCUGCUGUGAUUGGCAGCAGCCUAUUGGACGAGCAUGAGCGUGCCCACAUCCUCCGUGAGGACUAUGAGAGGGCUCGAUUCUACGGGGUGCACUCGCCGGCUUCAGCAGCUGUAGCAUCCUCUGCCACUGCUGCUGCGGCAGCCGCAGCGGCAGCAGCUGCCUUGGACCCCCACCAGCACCCUCACCUGCCUCAUGCUGCCCUGCUGACCCCCACUACCGCCUUGUUUGCACGGCUGGGCCCCAGCUUACAUCACCACCACCCGCAUGCUCAUCAAAACGGACUGCUGAGCAAAACCCCGCCUACUAUAAUAGGGUCACUAGGGGGUGGCCCACCACCUCUCAUUCCUUCUGGAGCUGGGGGGCCCCCGAGGAACACUGGAUCACCUCGGAGUCGAGCUGGGGCAGACCUCUCGGUGCUCUACAGCAGUCACAAAGACCGGGACUCCAGAUAAUAAUAAUAGUGAUGAUUCAGACGCUGAGCCCGCAGGAAGUGGAUAAAGAACACUUGAAGUCGCCAACACCCACCCUUUUUCCUGUGUUGCACCCAUCAAUCAAUCAUUAUUCUAUUUGUUGUUUAUUAUUAAUAUUAUCAUUAAUAAAUAUAUUCAGACUUUUUUAUUUUAUUACUUUUUUUUGAUAUUCUGGGUGCGGAGGGGGGCUGGAAAUAAUCCCCCUACCCAUCCUAACUGUAACUAGGAAUUUAAAAGACUGUUUUCUCUGAACUGUGAGAGUGAUUUUUCAGGGACUAGGAGAUCGGGGGGUGGCUGGGCUUGUGGGGGCGGGGUGGGGUGAUGGGGUCAUUGAAUUGUAAGGUGAAGACCCUGUAAGAGUUAAGACAGUGAGACAUGGCGUAUGUCGCUGUACAUAUUUAUAAAUUACUUAUAACCUGCUGUGGGACGUUUCAAUGUGUGGGAUGGGGCUGGGGAAUAAAAAGCAAAGAGAAGCAAGAGACUGAACUCAAUGAUUGAAACAAAAAAGUAUAUGAAUAUUUU